Messenger RNA from Seriola dumerili (greater amberjack), 1077 nucleotides. RefSeq names its product histone H2B 1/2-like. The transcript has a single exon. NCBI's taxonomy places the organism in Eukaryota, Metazoa, Chordata, Actinopteri, Carangiformes, Carangidae. The coding region runs from base 34 to 405 and encodes 123 amino acids. Gene Ontology annotation, molecular function: structural constituent of chromatin; DNA binding; protein heterodimerization activity. Gene Ontology annotation, cellular component: nucleosome. The record is from RefSeq and is a predicted model, not a curated record.
GUCAUCCACUAACGGACUCACUCCAGCAUCAACAUGCCUGAUCCCGUGAAAGCACCGAAGAAGGGCUCCAAGAAAGCCGUCUCCAAGAGCGUCUCUAAGACCGGCAAGAAGAAGAGGAAGACCAGGAAGGAGAGCUACGCCAUCUACGUGUACAAGGUGCUGAAGCAGGUCCACCCCGACACCGGCAUCUCCUCAAAGGCCAUGCAGAUCAUGAACUCGUUUGUCGGUGACAUCUUUGAGCGCAUCGCCGGGGAGUCUUCCCGCCUGGCUCAGUACAACAAACGCUCCACCAUCACCUCCAGGGAGAUCCAGACCGCCGUCCGCCUGCUGCUCCCCGGGGAGCUGGCCAAGCACGCCGUGUCUGAGGGCACCAAGGCCGUGACCAAGUACACCAGCUCCAAGUAAAUCCGCUGUUGGUACCAACUACACAAAGGCUCUUUUCAGGGCCACACACUGAUUCAACUAAGAGAACAAUUCCAAAGAUUUAAGUUGUCUCACAAAACAGUCAAACUAUUUACAAUACAAUGGUUUUAUGAUUUUUUUUUUAUUUUAUUUUUUAUUUUAUAAAAAAUAAAGUUAUGCAAAUGUAUAUCUACCAGUUGUGCUUCUUGGUGUUGCCUUCACACUACUACAUUGUUAAAUGUUAUCCCAUUCUGUAUAAAGCUGUAGUUAUCCAAUGUUUAAAUCUGUGAAAUUUACUUAUUCCACUAUAAUCAAUUUAUGAUUUACUUUUUUUUUUUUUCCCUCUUCACAUAGUAAAAAUAUAACAUCCACCCAACAAUUGUCUGCUGAGCUGGUCCCUUUCACUGUAAUUAAAUAUGCUGGAUUAGCACAUGAUGACACAGAAAAAAAAAUAACCUACACACAAUUAUUGUUGCGGUUAACAUCACAGUUCCUUUACACAGGAUGAAACUGUAAAAAGUGCCAGUUAAAAUAUAAUCCAUGUACUCUUAUUAAAAUAAAUUAUAAACAAACGUGUUUUUGUUCAGACAUGCAGGUGUACACAAAACACUGAAUAUCAUGACAAAGACAUCAAGUCUAAAAUAUGUGAUAUGUAAAAGUCUGGAAAAUCACAUC